UGCGACGAAUCACACAGGGUGACCCUGGUAUCCCCGUGCGAUCGGGUAGUGUGUCUUUCUCCGCACGCCAAACUCCACGGGGUACAGAUCAACAGCGGCUCCAGACCAAACGUCAUCGUCGAGAGCAAACUGUGGGGAUGACGCCGGUAGACAGGGCGGUUCGGCGUUAUUGCUGGGAUGGCCGCGUGAGAACGGACUCUACUGUUACAUUGGUGGCAGAGAGUCGCGAUUGCCCUUUCACAAUUCCUUAAGAGGACGUCGCGCCUGCUGUGUCAUACCUCAUCGAUCGCACCUCGCACGAACUGGAAGCGAGCUGGCCUCUGGUAUUGUUGUUCUGUCGCGACGCCUUUUCUAUUUCGUUGUUUGGCACAACAAGCAUUGAUCGUUGGUAUUACUAUACAAGAUGGGCAAGUUUUAUGGCCUCAAGGGCACUAAGCUCAACAUUGCUAUUGCUGUAAUUGCAGGCACGGAUUUCGCGCUCUUCGGCUAUGAUCAAGGUGUAAUGGGCGGUUUGCUCACGCUGGGCUCUUUCAUCAAAUACUUCCCCGAAAUCGACAGCAACAACCCGCCCCCAGGGAGCUCAAAAAGCCAUGCCGCGACUAUCCAAGCCAUCACAGUCGGUGCCUACACACUCGGCUGCUUCUUCGGCGCUGUGGCAACCAUCUGGCUCGGUAACAUGCUCGGACGCAAGAAGACCAUCUUCAUCGGCAGCGCUAUCAUGAUAGUCGGAGCUAUCCUCCAAACAGCAUCGUACGGUCUCGCUCAGCUCAUCGUCGGACGAUGGAUCACCGGUUUCGGCAACGGCAUGAACACAAGUACAGUUCCGACAUGGCAAUCCGAGACGUCGAAACCACAUCGCAGAGGGCAGAUGGUCAUGAUUGAAGGCUCAAUGAUCGUCUUCGGUGUUAUGCUUAGCUACUGGCUCGAUCUCGGAUUCUCUUUCCUCGAACCCAGCAGCAUCGCCUGGCGCUUCCCCAUCGCUUUCCAAAUCAUCCUGGCCCUGUUCAUUCUCGUUAUGAUUCCUGGUCUUCCCGAGAGUCCGCGUUGGUUGGUACUCAAGGGGCGCGAGGAAGAGGCUCUGGAAGUUUUGGCGGCGUUGAGCGACCUUCCCAUGGACGACAAGAAAGUCGAGGCCGAAUUCCAAGCUGUGAAGGAUGUUACUGAGGAGAUGUCGCGUGGUGGCUUCCGAGAUUGCUUCAAGAGGAACAAGAACCGCAACUUCCACCGCACUGUGUUGGCGUAUGUCAACCAGAUGUUCCAACAAAUCUCCGGUAUUAACCUGGUAACCUACUACGCCGCAACCAUUUUCGAAAACUCCAUCGGUCUCUCGCCCUUCCUUAGUCGCCUACUAUCCGCAUGCAACGGCACCGAAUACUGGAUGGCUAGUUGGAUCGCUAUCUUCACAAUCGAGAAGUUCGGACGCCGCUCAUUGAUGAUGUUCGGUGCGGCCGGCAUGUCCAUGUCCAUGGCAGUGCUAGCAGGCGCAACCAGCAACAUUGGCAACACGAGCCUGGGUCUCCUUGCCACCGUCUUCCUCUUCGUAUUCAACUCCUUCUUCGCCAUCGGCUGGCUAGGCAUGACGUGGCUGUAUCCCGCAGAAAUCACACCGCUAUCUAUCCGUGCGCCCGCCAACGCAAUCUCCACCACAGCCAACUGGAUCUUCAACUUCCUCGUCGUAAUGAUCACACCCCCGGCCUUCGCAAACAUCGGCUACCAAACCUACAUCAUCUUCGCCGUUAUCAACGCCGCAAUGGUACCCUCGGUAUAUUUCUUCUUCCCAGAGACUGCAUACCGUUCCCUCGAGGAGAUGGACGAGAUCUUCCACAAGGCAAGCGGUCCGUUUGAUGUUGUUGGCAUUGCUCACAACUUGCCGCAUCGCUAUGGCAAGAAGGGCGAGCUGCUUGUUGACUAUGCGGAUACGGAGCAGGCGCAUGAGGCGGAGAGGAGGCGGAGCUCCGUUGUUGCUACGCAGUCGAAUGGGGGCGUGCUGGCGAAGGAGAACGAGAAGGAGCUUAGGGAGCAUGUUGACAAUGCGGGGAAGUAGAUGGUGGAUGAUGAUGAUUCAAGGUGAUGAAUACACCACAUUCUCUGAAUGUGAUUGUAUUGUCCAAAUGUAUGCCAAUGUGUUGUUCAACGUGACACUCCCACUUAUUAAGUGAACUGUCCUUUC
Alternaria rosae is the source of this 2170-nucleotide messenger RNA. RefSeq names its product general substrate transporter. NCBI's taxonomy places the organism in Eukaryota, Fungi, Ascomycota, Dothideomycetes, Pleosporales, Pleosporaceae. Gene Ontology annotation, molecular function: carbohydrate:proton symporter activity. The record is from RefSeq and is a predicted model, not a curated record. Gene Ontology annotation, biological process: transmembrane transport; carbohydrate transport. Gene Ontology annotation, cellular component: membrane. Bases 404 to 2044 code for a protein of 546 amino acids. The transcript has 4 exons.